CCAGGCUGACAGCCCCAGCCCAGCGUGGCGACGCUCUAGCCGUAGUCUCUCUAAGGCAGGCGGGUGGCCUAACAGCAGCCAGAGUGUAACUUGCACUCUCACCCCAGAGAAAGCCCUGCCGCCGAUCGUGCGGCUUGCGGGUGCUGGUCAUGGCGAGGCUCCCGGAGCUGGCCGUCUUCGACCUGGAUUACACGCUCUGGCCAUUUUGGGUGGACACGCACGUAGACCCCCCGUUCCACAAGAGCAGUGAUGGAACUGUACGAGAUAGUCGGGGCCAGACCAUCCGACUGUACCCGGAGGUGCCUGAGGUCCUGGAAAGAUUUGGGAGCCUUGGGGUGCCCGUCGCUAUCGCUUCACGGACAGGUGAGAUUAAAGGGGCCAAACAACUACUGGAGCUCUUUGACCUUGUCAGAUACUUUGUUCAUGAGGAAAUCUAUCCCGGCAGCAAGGUCACACACUUUGAGAGAUUGCAGCAGAAGACUGGAGUUCCUUUCUGCCAGAUGAUCUUCUUUGAUGAUGAAACGCGGAAUAUUGUAGACGUCAGCAAACUGGGUACUGAGUGGUGUUACCUGCAUUCUUGUCCAGAAUGGAAUGAGUCUUCAAACCCUAACUCAAGGAUUAGAGUCAUUUGCAAAGGCCCAAGCUAGACCCUGAGAUCCAGUCCUGUGGAUAAGCCUCAUUUGAGGCAUAAAACUGAAGGAAAUCAGAUAGGCAUUUUCAGGUGCAUUUGUAAAUUAUUAAAAUAUAUUUGUGUGUGACAGAAGAGAUCUUACCCACAGUGUGGGUUGUUUCUAUUCUUCUCACUUGUGUAUGGGGGUUGGCUAUCUGGAGGUGCCAAGCCCAGAGUGAAGCAUUAGACUGCCUCAGGUUCUGUCUUACAAACUUUUGGCAAACCCAAGACUGUGGUAAUCCCCGUGUGGUGAUCCCCAAUCCCUCUCCCAAGUUCUGUCAAGGGCAUGAAGAAGUAAUGUCUCCACACAUGGGACGUUAUGUGCGUUACCCUGCACAUUUCCUUCCAGGAAACAAAUACAGUUACUUUGUUUUCAGGCAGGGUGGGAG
Molecule: messenger RNA, 1059 nt
Organism: Hipposideros armiger (great roundleaf bat)
Lineage: Eukaryota; Metazoa; Chordata; Mammalia; Chiroptera; Hipposideridae
Gene: MDP1
Product: magnesium dependent phosphatase 1
Exons: 6
Coding region: 150-647 (165 amino acids)
Molecular function (GO): acid phosphatase activity
Source: RefSeq, a predicted model, not a curated record